Molecule: messenger RNA, 3335 nt
Organism: Centruroides sculpturatus (bark scorpion)
Lineage: Eukaryota; Metazoa; Arthropoda; Arachnida; Scorpiones; Buthidae
Exons: 6
Coding region: 895-2793 (632 amino acids)
Biological process (GO): proton transmembrane transport
Cellular component (GO): membrane
Molecular function (GO): proton channel activity
Source: RefSeq, a predicted model, not a curated record
AGCAGAAGUAAAUCUCAUAAACAUCAGCCGGUGGUCUGCGCUUUUACGACUUUUCCACGCUCUUUUGCCCUCUUACGAUCAUAUCUUUAGCUUGUUGAUAUAUUCGUUAAAAUCUUGUUUGUGGCCGUCGCUCACUCAACGAAUUCUCGUAGUUUGAAUUAACUAAUUUGUCUCUCGCUGUUUUAUUCCUUGGGCAGUAUUAGAAACUUAUUGACCCAGUUAAUUCGACUGUAGUUUUAACGAAGUAAAUCAUAAUUCUUUCCCCCUUAGAUUUUAGUUUAGAUAGAAUCAAAGGUAUGAAGCUAUUGAAUUAUUAAUCUUCUGAAAGAUUGAUCAUUCGUCAUUCUUUUCAAAUAUUUCCUUUAGGUAAAAUUUACAGUUGUCAUUGAUUGAACGAUCUAAAGCAAUGCGCGACAGGUGAGCUUUUAAAGAAAUGACUGCAGGAGUUUAUGAAAGUUCUUACAGAGACAUUAAACGAGUAGUUACGUUGACAGAAUAAAAUAAAGAGGAUAUCCUUAUUCAAAUCACUCCGAAUAUAAUUUGAAUGCUAAGAACUGUAGGAGUAAUUUCAAUCAUCGUAUUUAAUGAUGAUAAUUGGAUUUUCUUUUUAUUCAAUUGCUUUCGAUGAUGAAACGGAACCAAAUAAUUAUUAAACAGUUUAGGAAUUUUAUCUUUAAUGCUAUUAGACACUCUCUUCACAUUAACUACAGUAUGUUAGUUAAAUUAUACUUACAAAUAAUAUAUCUUUCGUUAUCUAACCAUAAUUAUUAGCGACGUUCUUUUCUAUAUUUUUCUCGGCCAAUUUUGUAAAUUUAAAUUGAUUGCUUUUACGUGGAAAACGGGGUUUUUACAGUUUAUUUAAUUUAGUUAACAGGUUGCGAUUACCGAUUACAAAUGGACUCGAUGAACAACGAAACGACUAAUAACAAUGUGAAAUUGUUGGGGAUCCAUCACACACCGGAAAUUAUCACGCCGUCAUUAGCGUCUUUGGAUGAACUUCCUCCGACACCCCCUCCCAUUGCAACAUCUAUGACUGGUUCUAAGAGUAGUCUACCACAUCCCAUCUCAUCCAUAGAUAAUUCAAGUUCCGACGAAGCUGCUGAACCAGAACGAAGCGCUUCUCAAAAAUCGAACAGAAGCAAGAAAGAAAGAUCGAAGGAGAAGACCGGUACAAUUCGUGUAUUAAGCGGUUUAUACGCUCGAAUAUUAAUCGUAACAGCUGGAAUCAUAGUAAUUACAGAGAUUCUGGACAAUCCUAUUCCUCUUCUCUAUUAUAAUGGAUUUCUUUUUUCCUACCUUAUCGGUGGAAGUGUAGUAUGCUUUUUGACGACUUAUAUUUGUGUAGCAUUUUCUAAAUGUCCCACUCUGAAUGAUGAUAUCGAAUCUGGAGAUUUAAAGAAGAAAUCUGGAGUAUUAUUAAAAGAUAUCAGUAUUUAUCUCCGAGUUGGAAUAUUAGUGCUGGGACUCGGAAUGUUAACAUGGAUAGGAUUAGAAAUAGGAACUUAUUUUACACCAGUAGAAGAGUUAUGCUUGGACGAGCUAAAUUUGGCACAGCCGAUUUUAUUAGGAAUAUUUACAUUUCUACAAAUGCAUUUUCUUUUCAUGAAUAUUCCGAGAGUUCUCAAAUCUCUUGGUUGGUUCCGAAAUAUCGGCCUAAUGCAUCUGCAAGCUGCUAAUCUGGCUGUUUGGAUUCGCUUAUUUUUAUGGGAAACGGCUAAAGAAUGGUUAGAACACAGCCACGUGGUUCAAAAUGCUACAAAUCCAAAAAUUCCUGAAGACUUCAAUGCGACUAUUCACGUUAUGAAUUCUAAUAUGCAACACAAAGUAUAUGUGUCGAAGAAAUGCUGGUGGGAUCCUCAAGAAGACGAGAAAAUCGAACAAGUCCUUUACUAUAGAUAUUGUCUUCAGAGUUCUACAAUUGGUUCCAUAUGGGAAAAAGCCAUGCCUUACAUUUUCCCAUUUGUUCUUCAAUUCAGUUUAGUUUGCAGUGCCGUUAUGUUUCAUCUCUGGCAAUCGUCUACUUUUGUCGUUCAUUAUAACAUUAACAGCACCCCUAGAAGUAUAAGCCCAGAUUCAGAAGUAGUCAACAAACAAAACUGCACUGGUCGAAAAGUAGAUUGUAGAGGAUCGAGUAAAGGAUUAUUUUUAGGACUUUUAGUGACCGUAGUUGGACUAAUAGUUCUUAUCCUAUUUUUUGUUCUGACCAACAAUCAGAAAUUGCAUCUAGAUACGUUAUUUGUUGUGUCUUCUGUUCAUUGCGGAGUUAUGGGCCUUUCCGUUUUAGCUGUAUUCUUAGGAUUAUGCCAGAUAAGAAGAAUGUGUCCGCGUUCUAUACCAGAACCGGAUCUUCAUUCGGCAAUUCAAUCAUGGGGAACGACAGCUGUCUUUUUAUUUGGAGCGUGUGGGAUGAUCGUGGGCAGUAAUCAUCUUCACAAUACGAAAUAUUUAGUAGUAUUUGUCGAUGGAGCUGUUAUGAUAUUUCAUUGUUGCAUUCAAGCUCUCUUUAUGCAUAUCUUAAAUAAGAAAUGCUGCAGACCAGGUUGUCCUCACGAGAAAUCGAAACCGGGACGACAGACCGUAACUUUCCUGAUUUUCAGCAACUUGGUGCUGUGGCUGAUGGAAUCAUUUACUGCUCAGAAUCCAGUAGCUGGUCAGUUACAACUUGGUUUUUAUGGAACAAUACCAUGGGGAAUUAUGUCACGUGGAAUUCUUCCUAUCGUUAUGUGUUACAGGUUUAUGUGUUCUGCGACUAUGAUGGACACAUGGAGGAAUUCUUACGCUUCUAGUAGAUAAAGAAAGAUGUACUGACGUCGGAGACUUCUCCACAAUAAGCAGUCACAUGAUUUGGGAAUAUUUCUCGAACUGAUCUUUGGAAAAAGGCAGCAUUUUUAUACGAAUGAUGUAACUGUGAACAACGCAGUUUUCCAAAUCCAUUAUUUGGGAUAUCACGAAAUGCUAAGAAAAACUAAAGGUUUUCUUAAGCGAAACCCACAAGACUUUAAGAUGUUUAUAUUUUAGCUACAUAAAAAUAUUUAGUAUAUGAUACAUAUUUCAAAACACCAAGUUGAUAUCACUGCCUUUCAUUUUUGACAAAUUGAUGUUUUAAGUGUUUUCUGUUUAUAAAUUAAAACUAAUAUAAAUAUAAAUACUGUUCGCGAAUUUCAAUGAUUAAAAACAAAAAACAAAAAAAAGUAGAAAAAUGCUUUCAGAAUGAUUCUUUAUCGGAUCUAGAUUUUGUACAUAAAUAUUUUUAUCCUUGCUAUUGUAUUGUAAAAAUACAAGAGUUUGUUUGUGUUUGUGAAGUAUAUCAUUAUUUACUUAUAUACAUAUAAAAU